AUUCAAGGUAGUAUUUUGUAGGGCUACGAUAAAACUUAAAAACUCCUUUUGUUUUGUGAUUUUUUAUUCAUAUGCAAGAAUUGAAAUUGUAUUUUAUUAAAUCUGGUCUGCAGUUCAAUUGGCUAUUUAGUCCACAACAGCUCUGCUAUGUAGUUUUUUUUUAAAAAGUAAACAUAUUAGAUUCUAAUUUCAAAAUUACUCUCCUGUAGUUGUGAAGUGAAGAAACGCCCGCGAAAGUUAUAUUUUUGCCUUGAGGAAAAUUCACGAAAUGGCCCUGAAUCCUGCUUUUCUUAAGGCCACAGCUCUUCAGCAACUUCUGGAUGAAAUAAACUUUCAGCGGACAAAAGAGAUGCGGCAGCUGCUUAAAGAUGACAGCGGAUUUGUUGUUCUCCAAGGAACCACCUACUGGACAGAUUUGUUUGUUCGUCAUUUUCUUUUUCAAGCUGAGCCUGAACAUAGUAUAGAUUCCGAUGAUUUACUAUUUUUUGUCCGGAAGAAGCACGUCAAGGGAUCCUCACGCCAUAUGCCUAAGUUUGAGACUGAUGUGGAUGUGUUUCGCAAGGAUUCAAGGAAACUGCCAAUUGGUGAUCCCGACGUAGAUUGGGAGGAGACGGUGUACUUGAAUUUGGUGAUUCAUCAGUUUGAUUACAAGCUUACCCUUGCCAUUUGUACUCGGACAUCUCCGAAAGAACUCCAAGUGCUUCGGAGACACACACAGAGAGUUUAUGCAUCACCUAGUCGUCGGAAAAUGGACACAAAGGGUGAAGGGGAGGAGAUGACCUAUCCUCAUAUUUGCUUCAUGGUUGACAAUUUUGAUGAAGUCUUCAGUGACAUCCUCGUACGUGAUGGUGAAAUGGUGUGCGUAGAAUUAGUUGCCAGCGAUCGAGAUGGUUCUGUUCAGGGAGUCAUCUUUCUAGGCUCCAUUCGCUACGAUGCUUUGAAAAAGGUCUACGAUGCUAGACAAUCUAGUUUAAGCUCAAAAGUGGCACAACGAAUGAUGUUUGGGCUCUUUAGCUCAGGAGGACCUCAAACUCGUUGUGAAUUUGUUCGAAUGAAGGGCCCCCAGGGAAAGGGUCAUGCUGAGAUGGCUGUGACUAAGCCCAAAGGUUCCGGUGUGGAAACUCCAACAAGUGAGCCUGGAUUCUGUGCCACUGACAUGUGGGAUACAGACUGGGAUGAUGAGAAUGAGGAUUUUUAUACGUAUCGCCAUCAGCGUCGUCUCAGUGACCCUAGUGCUAAUCUCAAUCACUUUGCACGAUUCGCUUGGAAAACUAAGAGUGGCCAAGACGGUACAGCUGGAAGCAAGGCAAGAUCUGAAAAUGAGGGUCUCGAUUCACUGGCAAAUGAUAUAUCAGAGAUUGAAGCUGGAGACCUACGUGAUGAUCGUCCUGCUUCCUCUGCGUCGGACACAAAAUUGGCAUCUGCCACAUCAUGCUGCACGUGUUGCUUUGGCUCCAAGAAGCGAUGGAGUGACUCAGCAUCGGCACAAAUGUCCGAUGUUUAUUGUCGCACGUGCGAUGAGGCCAAUUCUCCGGCAUGCCUUGCCAAUGUAACACCCAAAAGGAGUCGUCCAAAACAUCAAAAUUUAUUGACGGUGGAGAGUGAAAUUGAGAUGCCGGGAUCACAGGAACACAAAAAGCUUUCGAUUAAGGAAAAGAAAAAAUCCCCAAAGACAUUCGAUAGUUCCCGGAAAGAGAUAAAGAAAGUCACAGAGUCGCCUAAAGGACACCGGAAGAACAACCGUAAUAAUGUGGAAGAGUAUGAAUUGGCGGACGAUGCAACCUCCCUUAAUGGGGAUUUGACUGAUGAUGUUGUAAAGAUUGGUGUUUUAAGUGAUCUCGAUCCAAGAUUAAUUGUUCGUGUGCACGGUAAGGAGGAGCUUCCAGUUGUACAGCAGAGACAGAGUGGUGCCAAAUUGUCACAGAAACUUCAAAAAAAAUUAAUUGAUCCUGCAAAAGAUCCUCAUCCUCUUAGUACUGAGGUGGAAUAUCAUGAGAAUGAAGUGGAAAAGAAAAACAACGUUAAAUCCGAUACAAAUCUCAAUUCAAAGAGAUAUAGAAAAGAAGAAAAAAAUCAAGAUGUGGGGGAUGUUUUAAAUGGGAAUUUUAAGAAAAUAUCAUGCAAGAGAUUCUACUCGACAUUCCCUAAAAGGAAACGUAGCACCAUUCAUCACAGCAUGUGGUAUAGCAGACCAAUUUCGCUUAAAAAAGUUCCCCAGAAGACAACACCCGAUGGCACUAACAUCUACUAUUGGUGUGAUAUGCCCAAAAAGUCUUCGAAAGAGCUGGAUGAUGGAGCGUACAAUCCGUUGUGGGCUAGCAAAGGAUUCACACAGACUUUCCACUUUUGGAAAGAAAACCGACGUCAGCAGUCAACGCCAUUGAAUGCAUUCCUAACAUAUGUUACCCUACCAUGGUGGAGCAUCGCAAAAGAUUUACUGGACCACCGUGAAGCGCCAAUCCUGACCUUUUAGCAAUUUCAAUUUGGAGAGAUUUUUGCACUCUUUAACUUCUCGAUAUUACGUAUAAAAAUAAGACUUAUUACUUAACUUUAUGCAAUGAUUUAUUUUAUUUUUGUGUGAUCAGAAAAUAGUCCUUAUUUGUGAUAAGAAAAAAUCGUUUUUUGGGUUAUUCAAUUUUUGAUUUUUUAAAAAAAAUUCUUUAUAGGAGAUAUUGAUAUUUAUGAAGUCAUAAGAUAAUAACAAUUAUAUAUAUUUAUAAUUUGGCGUUCCAGCCUUCAGUAAACUAAAAAAAAAAAAAUAAAAUGAACAUUACUCGGAGAA
Molecule: messenger RNA, 2782 nt
Organism: Lutzomyia longipalpis
Lineage: Eukaryota; Metazoa; Arthropoda; Insecta; Diptera; Psychodidae
Exons: 8
Coding region: 269-2473 (734 amino acids)
Source: RefSeq, a predicted model, not a curated record